Messenger RNA from Strongyloides ratti, 1566 nucleotides. Its product is annotated as Short-chain dehydrogenase/reductase SDR family and Glucose/ribitol dehydrogenase family and NAD(P)-binding domain-containing protein. The coding region runs from base 1 to 1566 and encodes 521 amino acids. The transcript is spliced from 5 exons. Gene Ontology annotation, molecular function: oxidoreductase activity. Lineage: Eukaryota; Metazoa; Nematoda; Chromadorea; Rhabditida; Strongyloididae. The record is from RefSeq and is a predicted model, not a curated record.
AUGUAUUCAUUUGAAGGAAAAGUUGUAAUAAUAACAGGUAGUAGUACUGGAAUAGGAAAAGCUAUAGCUUAUGAGUAUGGUAAAAGUGGUGCUAAAAUAGUAAUUAUUGCAAGGAAUUUAAAAACACUUAAUGAUACAGUUAAUGAUUAUAUUAUUAAUGGAAUCAAUAAAAAUAAUAUAUUAACAAUAAAUGUAGAUAUUUCUAAUGAUAAUAGUGCUAAAAUAAUUAUUGAAGAAACAAUAAAAAAAUUUGGAAAAUUAGAUAUAUUAAUAAAUAAUGCUGGUGUUAAUACAAAACCAGGAAUAAAAAAUUUUGAAAUGAUAGAAUUAUAUGAUUAUAUUAAUAAUAUUAAUGUUAGGGCAGUUAUUAAAUUAACAGAAGAAGCUAUACCAUAUCUUAAAAAAACAAAAGGAAAUAUUAUUAAUAUAAGUAGUAUAAGUUCCCGUUAUCCUCUACGAACAACAAUAUAUUAUAGUAUGUCUAAAUCAGCAUUAGAUAUUUAUACAAAAGGUUUAGCUGGAAGACUUGCAAAUGAUGGUAUAAGAGUAAAUUCAAUAAAUCCUGGUUUUGUUGAAACACCAAUAUUUACAAAAAAUACUAAACAAGAAGGAAAAGAUAUUAGAUUUGAUGAAAUGAUAGAAAAAAUGAAACCAAUAAUUGAAAAUAAAGUACCAUUAAGACGUUUUGGGAAACCAAAAGAAAUAGCAAAGUUAGUUUUAUUUAUAUCAAGUGAUGAUGCCAGCUAUUGUACAGGAGCUAAUUAUGUUAUUGAUGGUGCCAGUAGUGGAAUAGGUAAAGCUACAGCAUUAAAGUAUGGUUUAGAAGGUGGUAAAAUUGUAAUUGUUGCCAGAAAUUCAAAUAAUUUAAAUGAGACUGUUGAAAAUUUUGUCAAACUUGGAGUACCAUUAGAAAAUAUUCUUAAAAUAGAAAUUGAUAUUUCAAAUGAUAAUGCUCCUAGUAUAAUUGUUGAAAAAGUAAUAUCACAUUUUGGUAAAAUUGAUAUAUUAAUAAAUAAUGCUGGUGUUGUUGGAAAAGAGGGAAUAUCUAAUGAAGAGUCUAUUGAACUUUUUGAUCAUAUCUUUAGAAUUAAUGUUCGUGGUUUAAUACAACUAUCUGAAUAUACUAUACCAUAUCUUAAAAAAACAAAAGGAAAUAUUGUUAAUAUUAGUAGUAUUGCUUCAUCAACACCUGGAAGUUUUUCAUUAUACUAUCGAAUGAGUAAGGCUGCUGUUGAUAUUUAUACACAAUCAUUGGCUGGAAAACUUGGAGAAUAUGGUGUAAGAGUUAAUUCAGUAAAUCCAGGUAUGACAGCAACAAAAAUAUUUACAACACUUCCAAGUGUUGAUGGUUUAAAUAUUUCUGAAGAAGAUAUGCUUAAAAAUUUUCAAACACUUAUUGAUAAUUCUGUACCAUUAAAACGAAUAGGUUCACCUGAUGAAAUUGCUAAUGUUAUAUGCUUUUUAUCUAGUGAUGAAGGAAGUUAUAUAACAGGAAGUUGUUAUAUAAUUGAUGGAGGAUUCAAAGUAAGUUGUGCUAUGUCAACAUCACCUAUUGAUAGAAAUUAA